AUGGAUCCCAUGGAGGGCAACCUCUCCGGGCGAGGCAAAGCCUUCGCAACAGAGAAGCCAACCUUUCUCGAGGUAUUGAGUGAUUUGUGGGAUCCGGUAUCCAACCCGGAUGGGAUCGUGAAUAUUGGUCUUGCCGAGAAUACUCUCAUGCACGCGGAGAUGGAGAGGUUUAUCAAUUCUAAUCUCCAAAUCGAUACACAUGCAUUGACCUACGGAGAUGGGUUCAACGGAUCGCACAAGCUCAAAGGAGCCAUUUGUCAUUUCCUGAACCGUCUUUUUUCUCCUCAGAUCGCGCUACAGCCCUCCCAUCUUGCCAUUACAUCCGGCGUUAGCAACGCAAUAGAAUGCUGCGCCUGGGCCCUGGGAGACUCUGGGGAUUACAUUCUGGUUGGACGGCCAUAUUUCAAUGCAUUUAAGACGAUAUUUGGAACCAGACCAGGAAUUAACCUUCUCGAAGUAACGUUCGGAGCAACAGAUCCAUUCAGCAUGGCUGCAGUUAAAGAGUACGAGAAGGCAUACGCUGAAUCAAAGAGUAAAAAUCUUCGCAUUAAAGCUCUUCUACUGUGUUCACCACACAAUCCCCUCGGAUUUCGGCGCGACAGGUCUCAGGAUUGGUUGUUUGAUUACCUCCAUAAUUUCCCUUCGAGCCUCGCAGACCAAGUUGGAACGUCUCUCUUACUAGACGACACGUUCACCAGAGAGUACAUCGCAACCAAUCAAAUUCGCUUGGCAGAAAGCUACCGUUUUGCGACGGAAUUUCUCCAGUCCCAUCAUAUUCAAUACGUUGAAUGUAAUGCCGCAUUUUUCAUUUGGAUGAACUUGGGAGCCGCAGUCAAAAAUCGCACGGCCAGUGAUAAGGAUAUUCUGACAAGACUUCGAAAAGAGAGAGUGUAUGUCGCGGCUGGGACCAACUAUGCCGCCGAGGAAGCGGGGUGGUUUCGAAUGGUGUUUGCGCAUCCUCAGACUUUGUUGAGCGAGGGACUCAAUAGGAUGCUUCGGGCUAUCCAAUCGUAG
Messenger RNA from Penicillium waksmanii, 1014 nucleotides. RefSeq names its product aspartate aminotransferase. Gene Ontology annotation, biological process: amino acid metabolic process; biosynthetic process. The record is from RefSeq and is a predicted model, not a curated record. The transcript has 6 exons. NCBI's taxonomy places the organism in Eukaryota, Fungi, Ascomycota, Eurotiomycetes, Eurotiales, Aspergillaceae. The coding region runs from base 1 to 1014 and encodes 337 amino acids. Gene Ontology annotation, molecular function: pyridoxal phosphate binding; transaminase activity.